GGACCCGGAGCUGGAGAGGAAGGCUGUGGAAGAGUUACUUAAAGAGGCAAAACGUGGGAGAACCAGAGCUGAAACAAUGGGAGCUAUGGGUUGGUUGAAAUGUCCUCUUGCUGGUACAAAUAAAAGAUUUCUUAUUAAUACCAUCAAAAACACGUUACCGUCUCAAAAAGAACAAGACCAGGAACGUGAGCAAAAGGAAGACAGUAAGGAGCCUGAGCCAAACAAAAGCAGGAAAGAAGAAAAACCAAAGAAACGCAGAAUUCACCCAUAUACACCCAGCUUUCAGUCCAGAAGGAGAGUCAGCUACUCUCCUCCGAGGCACCGAAACAGGAACCAGCACACAAAGGAUAAGCAUGAAAAGCGAUCAAGCAAACGAUGAGGGGAGGAGAGUGACGAAUAUGUGGUGUUUCAAGCCAGGAAUGUCAUUAAGUGUCAGACUGCAGGGAUAUCUCAGUUUUUCAGGAAAAGAUGCUGUUCAAAAUUGAAUUUGCUUGUGUGAGAAGUAACCUUGAGGUAGCUUUAGGGAACUUUUCUUUGGGACCUUUAAGAGAAAAGCAAAGUGCAGCAUAAAUCUGAGUGGUUUUAGAACAGACAUUCCUUUCCCUUUGCUCUGUUCCUCUCUCCCCUUCUGACUAAGCUUAGGGUCUGGGUGAUGCAGCGUGAGACGUGUGUCGCUGUCCGAGACAACUCAUUUAGUCAUGUUGCUCCUUUGGAAAUAAAUCUGAAUUAAGCAGAAAUCUAUUUAUUGUGUGAAGUUGGCAGAACUUCUUUGCUGCUAACCAAUGAAGAAGUUUUGUGUGUUCGGGUUAGUUUAGUUUUACAGAGUCUAGAAGAAGGGAAAACUUUUUGUAUAGAGUAUAAGAGUUUGCUUUCUUCAGUAUAAAAAGAAAAAAUUUGAAAUGGUCAACACUGGUUUUGCUUUCCUGGAGGAACUACCUGGAAAUGCUGAUUUUGCUUGUUAUUGUAUAUUCACAAACCUGUCAUAGAUAAUAAUAAACAUUACCCCUAAAAAGCCAUAACUGCAAUAAUUGUCUCUGUUUAGACUUCCCUCUGUACGGAAGUAGUUUGAACAGUGUGUUGUCAUGGUGCUUUCGAAACGAACCUUGAAGACAAAAUUAUCAUGUUUUCUGUCCACUGCUAAGAAGUUUCCAAGUAAAUGUGUAAUACUAGAAAUGCGGAGGUGAUACCUAAAAACAGUCAAAUGCUCACUUUCCAGGCCUGUGUGACAAUUCUGUAGUGAUGCAGUUCUUAAACUUGUGACUUGGAGCACACGUGAUACACAUCGGUAUAUUCUACAUCUCAUUUCUGUUUGUGUUACAAUAACAAACUUCUGUGUGAAAUAUUUUGUACUUCAGUAUUCUCAGAAGUAAUUGUUUUGAACAUAGGUUUCCGUUUUUAGGUGUGUUGACAAUAAAAUCUAAAAUGAUAAUUAAAAGUGCUGUGUGGAAUUAAUGCUUUUAAUGGGUUUCUAAACUGACAGGGGCCUCUGUCCUCUAAGGGACAGGAGGACCAGGGCUUCAUGGUCCUUCAGUGUUGUGUCAGGCCAAGAGUGCCACCUAUAGGCUUCUCUAUAGCUCGUCUUACUAUAUUUGCCUGUCUCCUGGAAAGAUCAUGUUAGCCAGGAGAUGGGGAGACCGAAGUGGAGAUCUGCUGUGGCUGAGUUUUGAUGCAUGAGCUGGGAAUUAUUCUUUUGAGUAAUGAGAAGGCUCAACACCUGCUGAACUACCUACUGGUGGCUGCCAGGGUCAGCGCAUCCAACAAAGUGGGAUGCUUUUGCAUUUCCACUGAGGGAUUGUGGAUAGUUUCUCUGUUUCCCUGCAGCAACCAUAGCACUAGAAUAGAAGUCACAGAAUCAGAAUCACAGAAUCUUCUAGGUUGGAAGGGACCUCAAAGAUCAUCUUGUCCAACCGUCAACCUAACUGACAAACCUUUCAGAAAAUUUCCACUGAUUUAAGUGGAAUCAAUGAAAAAGUAGUAUGUUAGGAGAAUGGAGGACUCUCUUUGGUUUAAAUAAACCCAUGUUGUCUGCAUUCCUUAUUUCACUGUACACUGGUUGUAUUCUCCUUAAUACUCCUGUUUGGAAGAACAGCACCCAUGGUACUGGCCAGGCUGCAGUGAUGGUGCUGGAUGGAUGUGGCUUUACAGCAGAGAAUUCAUCUCACCAUUGGUCAGGGUUGGGGCUGGAGGACAAAUCACAGGACAAAUCCCCCUGAAUUCUUGCGGUGAUAGUAUGGUGUGCUGAGAGCUUUCCACACUCUGGCAUUCAAACACCCCUGUAGGAUAAGGGCUGCUAUUGAUUCUACAUCAAUUUAAAGGCUUUCGGGUAGGGAAAGUGAUGAGAGUGUGUUUUCAAAAUGAGUGGAUUGUUGAUAGAGAGUGAUUCCAUACUAGAAAUGCUCGACUAGAGGAACUGGUGUGACCUAAACCAGGUAGUUGGAGAAAGCCUGUCUUCCUCGGUGGUGGUAAGCUCAGAUCUAAUUGCACUUUUUUAAUGAAUUCCAGAACAUAAGUGAAUUAUUAAUCUUUUAUUGGUUGAUUCCAUAUUUUUGUGCUGUCUUCCAUAAGUGUGCAUAACAGAAAACUGCUGCUCAUUAACUGUUCUUAAGACAGAUCUUCACCUCCUGAUCACUUUAAUAAAAAAGUGGGUGCAAAAAGCCAGAUCUGUGUUGUGUCUGCAGUUGCUUAUAUUGUGCAGCACCAGCAUCACUUUUGUAAAGCAUCUUAAAGAUGGGAUUUAAACCCUGAAACUUGGAGCUGAAUGUGACUUUUCAAAAUGUGUUAUUACUUGCUGUAACUCAGAACACUUGUAAAAGUGCAUAGUCCUAAAUAAAUACAUGAACAAAUAAA
Messenger RNA from Calidris pugnax (ruff), 2847 nucleotides. RefSeq names its product polymerase (RNA) I polypeptide D (gene POLR1D). Lineage: Eukaryota; Metazoa; Chordata; Aves; Charadriiformes; Scolopacidae. The transcript is spliced from 3 exons. The record is from RefSeq and is a predicted model, not a curated record. Bases 77 to 379 code for a protein of 100 amino acids.